AGAAUUGCUGUAAGAAACAUCUGUUUUUCUGGCGGGGGAAUACCCUUCAGCAUUACGUCAUUUCAUCUAGAGGAGGUUACUUCGAUUUGUUCACGUAAAAUUAAAAAUGGGUAGUACUACAAAUAACCACAUUUCCCUGACAUACGAUGAAGUAGUUCACAACAAGAUCAGAUCACUGGAAAUCAUCGAGGAGCAAAUAGCAAAUGCAUUGAGCAUCAUUCCAACUUAUCAGCAGCCGAUCAAUACUGCAAAAGCUUUUAAUGAAGAAUUCAUUGACUUAUGCCGCGAACUUCGUUGUAAUCUUGAUUUCGCUGUGAGCAAUAUCAAGACUUUUAAAAGUGCCUGCAGUAACGAAGGUAGUGAACUAAAGUCAGCCAAAGUUGACCAAGAUGACUUGUUAAAAACAAAGUGGAAGCGCCUUGGUGAAGGAGGUUCCAAUGUAUUUGAAGCCAAGCUUGGAGGGAAUACAGUGGCUAUAAAAGUACUGGAGGAUUUCAAACAGUCGAAGGCUCUAUUCACAGAAGGGAAACUUUUGAGAGAUUUUCGACAUGAUAAUAUCGUAGCAUUCAGAGGCAUGGAUAUCCUAGAGACUGACAUCCCAGAACUUAACCUACAGGCAUCAAGUCCAUUCAUUGUGAUGGAAUUCAUCUCAAAUAAUUUAUAUAAGUAUGUAGAGAGUCAAAGAACUCCAGAAAAUUCAGGACUACCCAUUGGCUUGGUCUGGAAUUUAGGUAGACAAGUGGCAAAUGGGCUGUUUUAUCUGCAUAGCUUGAAACCUGGUGUCAGUCACAGAGAUUUGAAUCCUGACAAAUUAUUGCUUGACAUCAGGAGUAUGAGAGUAAAACUAUCUCAUCCAAUUAUUGCAUUGAAUCAAAGGAUGGAUUCUUUCUAUAAUGCAAGGUGGACUGCACCAGAAAUCUGGGAAUAUGUAGAUGAAGCUGAUGAACUGAAUGAAGAAGUCCUUGAUGACCAAUAUCAUUCAGAUGAAGUAUUUUUUCUGAGAGCUGAUAUCUACUCAUAUGGUCAAGUCAUAGCAUAUCUUCUGACUGGAGAAUCUCCUUGGCAAGGUCAUCAUACUGCCAGUGUUGAAAAUCUCAGAAAUUUCAUUGAGAAAGAAAACAAGGUUAAUGUGCCCGAGAAAUUCGGAGGUCCACUUAAGCAAAUCAUUGAAGCUUGCAGAGAAGAGAAUCCAGAAAAAAGGCCCACCAUGCAAGAACUUAUUUAUAACUAUUUUUCAACGGAUUCAAACCCAUAUCAGUCUGAUGCUGAAAGUGCAGAAUUCUUCUGCUGUGGAUUUCUAAAUGAUACCAAGAUGUUUGUAGCAGACAGCCUUGUUGAUGAGUCUAGUGAAGGAUACUUCAAGACAAAGGAAACGCCACAAGGGUAUCCUGCGGAUUGUUUCGUGUGUGAAGUUGAAGUUGGUAAUAAGCAAUACAACGGUUGUCCCAGAGAGGAGAAUUGGCCUUAUGAGCAGAAAUACAAGGAAUAUUAUGCACAUUUUAGACAAGCAGCUCUCGAUAAAAAGAUUGCAGACAAUCCCACCAUUGCCUUAAAACAUCUUGUGACUCCUCGAGAAGAUGAAGAAGAACGUCAAGAAAUCCUACUCAAGUUUCGUCAGUCCACGUACUGCCACCAUCGUGCAAUGCGAGAAGUAUGGAUGAAAGUUCUUGAUGAUUCAAAAAGAGCAGAGGUUGUGCCUUGUAAGAGUGUCAUCAACAAAACUUUCAGUACUUCGUUUGGUCUUCAUGUGGCUGUUUUGACGGCUGARUCYCCACCGAAAUUCAUCUUUGCUCGACGAGCGAACAGAGAAGGAAUAGCAACACCUGGCAAGUUUACUUGUGGAGCUGUUGAGAGUUCUUCUACUAAAGACUACAAGAAAAUAGAUGAAUCAGGAAAAAAAGCCUUCGUUGAUCUAGUUCAGACGGCUGUGCGUGGUCUAGAGGAGAAACUGCGCAUAGAACUAAAAGGCGACGAUGUCCAAGCUAUUUCCCUGUCUACCGUAUAUCUCGAGUAUGACACACAUGAAUGGGGUUUAUGUGGAUUUAUAAACCUCUCCGACCACCGUAUUGAUCCAUCAAGAAGGUUGACAUUUGAUCAACUAGGCUCACGCUUCAGCGCAGGACCAAAGGAUAAGUUUGAGUAUGAGGAACUUAAAGCUGUGGAUUUUACAUUGCCCACGAUGGUUGAAUUUGUAAGGGAGAACUACCAUAAUUUUGCGAGUUCUGCCAAGUUGGUUGUUGUUAAAGUUUUGCAAUCUUUCUUUGGUGUUUCAGCAGUGGAAAAAGCAUUUCAGUCUUAUAAGGACCAGUAAUUAUAACUUCAUACAGAAUCAAGACGACAUACGGCGAUUUUCUGUCUAACAUGAAAAAAAUGGUAUUGUCCUCACAAAUUCAGUCUUAAAUCUAUCAUGCUGGAACACAUUUAGAUGAGAGAGGAUAAAGAAUUCUGUAAUUUUUUUGAAAACAAACCGUUUAAAAAACACUGAGGUAUAAACAAACAAACGAACCUCUGAAAUUGAAAGUUGAGUUUUAAAUUUACUGUAGUUAAGGGAGUUUUGAGUUUUUAAGUACCAAUUAAUAAAAUAUCACUGGUCUAUACGCAAUGUUCUGUCCCACAAUUGUAAACACAGCAUGAUUCAAUUAAAUCCACUGUAUUGCUAUUU
Messenger RNA from Exaiptasia diaphana, 2662 nucleotides. RefSeq names its product mitogen-activated protein kinase SLT2/MPK1. Gene Ontology annotation, biological process: protein phosphorylation. Gene Ontology annotation, molecular function: protein kinase activity; ATP binding. Bases 107 to 2311 code for a protein of 734 amino acids. The record is from RefSeq and is a predicted model, not a curated record. The transcript has 9 exons. Lineage: Eukaryota; Metazoa; Cnidaria; Anthozoa; Actiniaria; Aiptasiidae.